This is a messenger RNA of Ziziphus jujuba (common jujube), 2690 nucleotides long. RefSeq names its product phospholipase A1-Igamma3, chloroplastic. The coding region runs from base 891 to 2501 and encodes 536 amino acids. The transcript has a single exon. Lineage: Eukaryota; Viridiplantae; Streptophyta; Magnoliopsida; Rosales; Rhamnaceae. Gene Ontology annotation, molecular function: glycerophospholipase activity. Gene Ontology annotation, biological process: lipid metabolic process. The record is from RefSeq and is a predicted model, not a curated record.
GGUGUGGCGAAAAUUUUGUGGGGUCAUCUAAUGGUUAUGGUUGCUAUACCAAUAAACCAUGUGCACACAAUCUCAUUUCCUUCCAAAAGAAACACAACAUUACUAGAGUCUAAAUACAUAUAAAAGUUUAUAUGCAUGCUUUAUAGUGGGAAUCUGAAAGUUAGAGGGAGACAGCUAUCUUCACAGUUCCACGGGUCAAGAAAUUGUGCAAAUUUCAUAACCCUUUCAACUUUAAUUGAAAAGUAUCUAAGCCUUUUUCUUGGCCUUUCAUUUCCCCAAUUACUUCAACUUUGAUUUGAAACGGGCAUCUUCUUGUUCUGUUCUUCCUACCUCUGGAAUCUUCAUGAGGCUUCAGAUUUUUAUCAGUAAAGAAACACACACACACACACACACACACACACACACACAUAUAUAUAUAUUAUUACAACAAUUCUUUGUGUCCCACUCAAUUACAUAAUGUUAUAAUGCUUACUCUGUCUGUGUCAUUGAUCAAAGCCAAAUACACACACCCGCUUGGUUUGAGAAAAACCUCUUAAAUAUAGAAGCAAUACUAGUUAGUGGCUUUUUUUUUUUUUUUUUUAAUAUAUAUAUAUAGUGGCUUGGACACCUACUUCUCACUCAUUUCUCUUUCUCUGUUUAUGUAUCUGCUGUGAUAACACAUAAGAAAUCUCCUACCACUAGCGUCCCCAAAACCCACAGUCGUACAAGUACUCAUAGCUACUCAAGAAUUUGGCUGUGUAUAGAGCCCUGUUUUCCUCGUUUGAUUUCAUAUUUUAAAAUUCGUUCUCUGUUCUCUCUUUUCUCUCUCUGUCGGUGUCUGAAACUAGAAAAAUUAUCAUAUCCCUCAAAAAAGCAAGAAUAAAAAAAGAGCAAACUUUGAUAUUCUUCACAUGGCUUCUUUACUCCCAAGUCUUAAGAACCCAAAUCUUACCUUACCCACCAACAACUCUAAAGCUAACCUCUUCCCAAGACAACAUGACUAUUAUUACCAUAUAAAAUCGAAAACUCUCAUCGUUUCUGAUACAAAACUUUUCUCAUCACCUAAGCUCAAAAUAAGCAUCCGAUGUUCUUCAGUUUCAAGUGACUAUGCAGAAGCAGAAACCAUUUUAUCCCCACAGUUCGAUCAAGACGACGAUGAUGACCAUGAUCACCAUGAUGAUGAUCAUGAUGAUCCUGAAUCCCUCCUCUUCCAUGAGGACCAGAGGCCACUGAGCGAAAUCUGGAAAGAAAUUCAAGGAAUCAACAACUGGGAAGGACUUCUAGACCCUUUGAAUUCCCAUCUCAGGAAGGAAAUCAUCCGCUAUGGAGAGUUUGCUCAAUCCUGCUACGACUCUUUCGAUUUCGACCCUCACUCCAAGUACUGCGGCACUUGCAAGUAUCAAGGAGCUCAUUUCUUCGAAAAGAUGGACAUGGCAGAUCGAGGCUACCAAAUCAGCAGAUAUCUGUAUGCAACAUCUAACAUCAACCUCCCCAAUUUCUUCCAGAAGUCCAAAAUGAGCAGCGUUUGGAGCACGCAUGCAAACUGGAUGGGAUACAUCGCGGUAGCCACCGAUGAGGACGAGAUCAAACGGUUAGGCCGCAGAGAUAUUGUCAUCGCAUGGAGAGGCACUGUCACUUACCUCGAAUGGAUUUACGACCUCAAAGACAUUCUCAGGUCGGCCAAUUUCCGCGGCCGAGACGAUUCGAUCAAGAUCGAAUCCGGUUUCUAUGACUUGUACACCAAGAAAGAGCAUGCCUGCAAGUAUUGCUCAUACUCUGCUCGAGAACAAGUCCUUGCAGAGAUCAAGAGGCUAAUCGAAUACUAUGAAGGGGAAGAAAUCAGCAUCACCCUAACUGGACACAGUCUCGGUGCUGCUCUAGCCAUAGUGAGCGCUUAUGACAUAGCAGAGAUGAAGCUAAACAUUGUUCGAGACGUAGCCGGAGAAGAAAUUGUGAGGAAAAUUCCAAUCACGGUGUUCUCUUUCUCAGGUCCAAGAGUUGGUAAUCUCCAUUUUAAAGAACGGUGUGAUGAGCUAGAUGUCAAGGUGCUAAGAGUGGUGAACGUUCACGAUGUUGUGCCUACGGUGCCUGGAAUUCUAGCGAACGAGAAGUUCCAGUUUCAGAAAUACAUAGAGGAAGCGAUUUCGUUUCCGUGGAGCUAUGCUCAUGUUGGGAUAGAACUAGCACUUGACCACACACACAGUCCAUUUCUUAAAGCUACAAAUGACCUUGGAUGCGCUCACAAUCUUGAAGUCCAUUUGCAUUUGGUCGAUGGCUAUCAGGGGAAAGGAAGGCGAUUUCGGUUAGCGACGAAGAGGGAUAUAGCUCUUGUCAACAAGAACAGUGACCUUUUGAGGAAUGAAUAUGGAGUGCCGCCGAAUUGGAGACAAGAUGAGAACAAAGGGAUGGUGAGGAAUAGUGACGGCCGGUGGGUUUUGCCGGAGAGACCUAGAGUUGAUGCUCAUCCACCGGAUAUGGCUCACCAUCUUGAACAAGUGCUCAAGAUUGCAAGUUCAUCAUGAAAUACUAGCAAGCUAAGCUUUCAUUAAAUUAUAUUGAAUGUGAAAAUUGUACCACUGACCAAACCACCUUAGAGUAAUUCUACAACAUUCCUAGCUAGCUAUUUGUGCUUAUCUACUAUACACGCGCAUAUAUAUUAUGACCUUAUGUUUGUAGCUUCUUGUAAAAUGAAUAUUAUUGUGGUUUGUUUA